Messenger RNA from Parnassius mnemosyne (clouded apollo), 4970 nucleotides. The record is from the annotation of a GenBank genome assembly. NCBI's taxonomy places the organism in Eukaryota, Metazoa, Arthropoda, Insecta, Lepidoptera, Papilionidae.
AUGACGAAUGACGAAUAUGGCCGUCUAUUACGAAUGGGGCUAUAUGCGCUUAUUUUUUCUGAAUUCUUGCAUAAUACUAUAGUUUUUCUGUCUGGAAAUGCAUUAUCUUACAAUAUAGGAUGUAAGUCAAAGUGUGUAUUAAAAUCUUUCACGUAUCCUGAAGAUGCCAGUUAAUUCUGUUUCGGAAACGAAAAGAAGUGUUGAAAAGUCUAAAUUCCCACUAUCCUUAAACAGAAAUAAUGCAACACUUUUGAGCAGCGAAAAUAGAAGACCACAUAAAUUAAAAGAUACUUCUAGCUCUUUUAAAGUGUCCGAAGAGAAUAAAGAAAAUAAACCAGUGAAACGACCACUAAACGGCACUUAUCUUAAUACUUUGAAUGCUGCGAAGAAACUGAAACCAUUGACAGAAACUCCGAAACCUACCGAUUCUGAGCUGAUAGUUUUAGAGCAGUCGCCAGCCAGCUCUGCCAUGUUGAAUGGCCACCAUCCAACGGAUAAUCAGUAUGGAGGAGGCACACAAUGGAAGGCCCCAAUUGCCACUUUAUCAAACCUGGGAAACACAUGUUUUUUAAACAGUGUUUUAUAUACAUUGAGGUAUGCACCACGGUUUCUCCACAAUCUCCACCAUCUUGUAUCAGACCUGGCCAGUGUGGAACAGAAACUAGGCAGCAUAAGGUUAAAGAGCUCCUCCCUGGGUCGAAGUGCAGCUGGACUGGCUUCUUCUGGAGCUAGGUCAUGGAGCAGUAAGGACUUACUUUCACUUGGACAGUCGGACAAUAGUUCUGGAAAAAGUAAAAUUCAGAUAGCUACAGAGAAACUACAUGAGACCUACCUAAACCUCCGAGCAGCUGAAAGCAAGUGCUUAAACAGUGGCUCGGGUGAUGCUAGCCCUGAGCCUUACGCCGCUGAUGCCUUUCUCGCUGCACUUAGGGAUGUUAACUCUACAUUUGAGGGUAACAGGCAGCAAGACGCCCACGAACUUCUAGUAUGUAUAUUAGACAAUAUCAGAGAAACCUGUCGAGCGCUCAGUUCUCGUGCGUCACGUCUACAACUACAAGAAAAUGGUGAUAGUAAUGGUCUCGGUCGCCAGCCCACCAUAGAUGGUGACGCUGGCAAGCCAACACUUGGCAAUUUACGCAAAUCCUGGAAAAAACGGAAGGAAAUUAAAGCAAGUGAGAAGCGGCACUCACCUACAGAAGAACGAGCUCCAUCUCCUGCCGAUCCAGAAAGGGAAGAGCGCUCACGCCCUGGAUGGGACUUUGUAGCGGAUGACUUUGAAGGAACAAUGGUCGUGCGUACAAUGUGUGUAGAAUGUGAAGUAGUGACGGAAAAAUCUCAAGCUGUUUGUGAAUUGUGCGUGCCAGUGGGAGACGAUGAAGUGCCUAGUGAUGAACCAUUCCGAGCUGCAUGCCUCACUAGCGAGUACUUGCGUGAUCAGAAUAAGUACUGGUGUGAGCGCUGUUUACGCUACAACGAAGCGCGGCGCAGUGUCGCGUACUCACGACUGCCUCGUCUACUCGUGCUGCAACUGAAGCGCUUCAGCGGCGGCAUGGAGAAGAUCACUCGGCACGCGCCCACGCCACUGCUCAUGCCGUGCUUCUGCGAACCCUGCGCCAAGCGGCCUCCGGACCAGCAGCCAACACACAGGUACAUUCUUUGGGCAGUGAUAAUGCAUCUUGGACAGACAUUAACCGGAGGACAUUAUGUUGCAUACGCACGUGAUAGUUCGAACGGCGACUUUAAAUGCGAAAGAGAAGGAAGUGGGGACGCAACCACCACCAAUAGCAGUUCAAGUUUCAUGAGGACACUCUUCAACAGGCCAAGACCACCACCCAGCGGCUGCGCGGCUAAAGACUGUUGUGUGCCCAGACCACGACCAGAAGCGUGCUGGUUAGCCUGCGACGACGACAUAGUGAAACCUAUUUCCAACGAGGAGUUCGAAGAUUUACUAUCUGCGGAACCCAAAAUGCGUUCAGCAGCCACUCCAUACUUGCUUUUCUAUGUCAAAAGCGAAGUCGGCUAGUGACUAACAACAGCUCGCCAGAUAACUCUGUACAUGUUGUGUAGCCCGUCUCAAGUGCUCGAAAGAAUAAUCAUUUAACAGUGUAUAUUAAAUGGAAUAAUAUUUUUGGUAUAUUACCAAUCGGUUUCACAUUGAAAUUGGAAGUGUAAUGAUUAUGCCUCAGUUAUUACUAACAUAAUAUGAUCAAGAAUAUCUUGUUAUUUGACAUUAUUUAGAUGCUUAAAAAGACGUUUAUUUUGAACCAUAUAUCUGUGGACUUCAUUGGGUCGCUAUGGUUAGCCAACCAAAGUCACCUUUUGAAACAUAUUUUGUCAAGCUGCCGUGAUAAUGAAAUUGCGAAUAUAUAUUGUAGUGUCAGGCCGCUGUUACAAUAUCAUAAGUAAAUGAUCAUAGAUCUAGGAUUCAUAGAAAUAUGAUAAGCUAUAACGGUUUAGUUAAUUCAUUUGACCUACUAUAUCGUUGUUCAUUUUUAAUGUAUAUGAAAAUUCUAUGAUCACACAGUGAAAUAUGAUGUAUGAGUAAAAUUAAUUGACUGAUAGUUAUUGCAUAGUACAGACUAUGAUGACAGAUAUUGACAUAAUGUUUUUAUGAAGGCAAUAUGAUAAUGUUAUGGUGGCCUAACCUAAAUAUGUCAAAAAUUAUAUUAUAUUAUUGUGUAGUGUAUGUAAUUAAAGCUAUGGUUAAAUGUUACAGUCAGACAAUAUGAAGAGAAGACAAAUAUUUUUAAAUUCGACAGCACAUGUUUCUGUAAAUAUAAAUUAUAUGAUCCAUAAUAUUUACACAUGAAAUAGGGAAGAACAUUGUGAGAUAAAGAUACAAUAUCCAAGCAAUAUUGCAAAAAAUGCACGUGUACUAUAUUUAUAUUUUAUAUUUGGAUAUGGAUAUUAUUUCAAAAUUGCAACCCAUUUUUUUAAGUUACUCGUAAUAUUUAAUAAUAAAAAAUAGCAUAUGAUCUUGUUAUGUCCCAUUCAUCUUCAAAGUAUAUUAUGUAAAAUGUGUAAUAUAUAAAUAUCUACUGCUCUAAAAAUUUUGGCCUAAAAUGUUAUAAAUUAAUCGCUCUGUUGUAAGAUAUGAAAUCUCAUUAUGAGAUUGUACCUUAGCACAGAUAAUGUACUAUAGAUAAGGGCAAGCAUCAUAAGGCCCUUAAAUGUGUUCAUUCUUAAUAUUAUCAGAUUCAUUACAUGCACUUAUUUUCCCAUAACAGUUUCUUGGCCUUACUUCUCUGAAAGAAAAUAAUUAUAGUUCAAAGUUAGAACAAUAUAAUGAAAUUCUACAAAGAAAAUAUAUAGCAAAUGUAUCAGUAGUAUUACCACGAACAAAUGGAAAUGCAUGGCAUAAAAAAUGUAAGGAAAAAGUAUAUAACGUGUGUUUUAAUUAAUAGAAUUGGAUGUUAAUUUAUGGCAAAUCAUUAUUAAUGUCAGAAAAUGUUGAAAGAUACUCUUGCCUAAUAUGAUACAACUAGCAUAAGAAUAUUAAAGUCAUAUUCAUGGUAGCAUUUCCUUAGCGAGUUAUACUUUUGAUUAAUCACAUUGUUUAUCCAUCACAGUUACGAAAAUGAUGAUAUAUAAUUAAUAAAACCAAUACUUAAGCAUAGAGGGUUUAUUUCCCAUAUUAUUAUGAGAGCGCACAUGUAAUAAUUUUCUUUGUUUUGUAGAUAGCAACAUUUUCAUGUAUUUCAAGUCGAUAAUGAUACUAGUUGCUUGCUAUGACAACAUAUUAUGACUGCUUUCUUUAUACGAUUUUAAUACUAUAUUUCAUACGAAUUUGCUAUGUUUUAAGAACUUGCCUUCCUAUAAGCGACUAUUUUUAUACUCGCCGCAUCAAGUGUCUUAAUAGUUUCCAGUUACAGAGACCAGUGACCUUUUGUCUAUUUUUUAUUUAAAAGAGCCGAAUCUAUUUUAAUAUGAACGAACCAUAUAUUAUCACUUAGAAAAAAAAUGUUUGUUUUAUAAUUUACAAUAAUUGUUGGAUGUACUUGCAAUUUCAUUUAAGUAAGUAUAAUUGUGUGAACAUUCAUAAUAAUUUAUAUAAUGUAUAAAGCAUAGAGAAGCAGAUGAGAGUAAAUUUUUAGCCAUGAUUCAGUAGUCUGUAUAAUUACGACAAUAUUAGUUUGACGAUAGUGAUAUAGAUAUAAUACAAUACGGAAUGGCAAAGGCUGUAUGAGGAAGGCAAUAUUUUUCUUGCGUUUUUUAAGACUUCUUAUUUUCCGUUUCCUUAAACACUGUCGUCAGUCUAAUGUAAACAGAACAGUCAUUUUAAAGUCGCAAUUUAAAACAGUGUGUUUAUUUUAAUAUUCGCCUUUUAUUAGCUUGAUCUGUAUGUGUGUAUGAAUGUAAUGAAAUUAUUUAACCCAGUUUUAAUCCAAUUUCAGACGUCUGAAUAAUCUGGAAUUUUACAGGCAUACUAAGAAUCUAUGACAAUAAUAAUUUCGUGACUAAGACCUAGUAUUCUCAGUAGGAUCAUUUCAGCUGUUGGUUUAGGUUUUUAAACUCUAAUUCUACUUUCGUUAAUCACGGAGUGCUUUCCUUGUAUUGAAAUGCUGUAAAUUUGUUGCGGAUGCCAUUCCAAAGCCUUUAAAAAAGGUAAAAAUCUUGUCAGUAGUUGUACGAGUUUAUUUUAUUAUAUCGGACAAAAUGUUAUGAUUAUUUUAACUGUACAUUUAUUUGGAUUUGGAAAUUAAAAAUAAUUUCAAUGAUCGCAAUCGCUUUUAAUUUAAUCAUCUCUGCUUAUUGCUAAGUUUGUUAAAUACAAAAUUCAUUUGCGAGAUUUUUUACUGUAAUGAUAUGGUCCAUGUGAGGUGAAGUUCUUAAAGGAACUUAUAAAUUUGUGUAUUUAAGUUUCUUUUCUUUCAAUUGCUAUCUACACCUAUGUCAAAUUCUCACCACUCCAUGGGUUGACUGUCCGCCCUUUGUAUCCUUUAUUUGUAAGGGAAUGUAAUAAAGAUUUU